AUGGGUGUACUCUCUACUGUGACAAAUUUGCGAAAGAUGAAUUUUAUAAAACGUCUGUACUCGACAAAUACCGUUGAAUCCUCGACUACUUCUCUAUUACACAAUUUAUCGAAACUUAUGCAUGAGGUCAAUGGCAAUUCUAGCAUUUCUGUAAAGCGUUCCAUAUUGAAAAAAUACCCCGACUGUCAUUCAACGUUAAAGCGUAUAUAUGAUCCACAUUUCAGAAUAUUCUUAACAUCAAAAAGUGUCAAAAACUAUAUGAAUACAGCGAAAACUCCCUUGCUAUCGUCAACCCCAGCAACAUCUUUCACCAGUUUAAAUGAGCUUUUAGACGCACUAGCCUCCCGGUCAAUAAAAGGCCGUACUGCUCAAGAUGCUAUUGCCACUUUUUAUGUUACUUAUUGUAAGACGAAAGAACAACAGGAUGUCUUCUGGAGAGUGAUUGAUAGAAAUUUGAAAAUGGGUGUUUCUUUUCAAACUUUACGACAAAUGUUAUUAACAAAAGAACAUGGCAAAGCAGGAAAGGAAGAAAUCGUUAACUACAAUGGCAACAACAAGAAGAAAACAGCAAAAACUCCUUUCUUUACAGUCGCUUUGGCACAUUCAGUAUCUACAAAGAAAAAACCAUUGGACUUUAAUGUUGAUACAUGGUUCGCAUCACAAAAAUUAGAUGGUAUCCGUUGUAUAACGAUGAUUUGUUACAAUGAAAAAUUGGCAAAGUAUGAUAUCCAGUUUUACUCAAGGACAGGCAGACCAUUUUAUUCUCUACGGAAAGUGAAAGAGAAUAUUGAGCAAAGACUUUCAGAACUUAAAGUGAGAAAAUCUUCAGCAAAAGAUUUCGUACUGGAUGGAGAACUAUGUGCAUAUAAUGAUUCCGAUGUGGCUAAAGAAGAUUUUUUGAAAGUAUUGUCAGAAUUACGUAGACUAAACGAAGAUAUGCAGAACCCAGUUUAUCAAAUAUUUGAUCUCAUACAAUUAGACCAUUUUGUACAAGCGAAAAGCCCUGAGUUAUUUCAUUCACGGCAAGCAACUUUAAGGAACUUCAUUGGCGACAAACGUCUACCGCAUAUCAACUUAGUGGAGCAAGUUAAACUGCAUAGUAUGGAUCAGUUAAAUCAGCUGAAAGAAAAUGCAGUAAAAUUAGGAUGGGAAGGUCUUAUACUAAGGAAGGAUGUUGAAUAUGAAGGAAAACGAACGUUUGUAUCAUUUCCUAUUGUGUCGUGCUAUUAUGAUUUUGAUACUCAUUUUCCUUACUUUGCCAUUAGACGAAACAUGUUAAAGCUCAAAGAAUGGGAAGAUGCUGAGUAUAUUGUUCAAAGUGUCGAAACUGGUUUCAUGAGAAUGCCAGAUACUGGCGAGGAUAGAAAUGUCUUAACGAACGUCAAUAUUUUACAUAAGGGUAAUACGGUCAGUGUUGGUUCGGGAUUCUCACUUUCUGAACGUAUAAAAUAUGCUGAGCAACCUAAUCUUCUCAUCGGAAAACUGAUUACGGUGCGUUAUUUCACAGAGUCUAAGCGAGAAGAUGGAUUGGUCUCUCUCAGAUUUCCAACAGUAAAAGCUAUUUAUGAAGAAGGCAAAAGAGAUGCUUGA
Messenger RNA from Mycotypha africana, 1590 nucleotides. RefSeq lists its product as uncharacterized. NCBI's taxonomy places the organism in Eukaryota, Fungi, Mucoromycota, Mucoromycetes, Mucorales, Mycotyphaceae. Gene Ontology annotation, biological process: DNA recombination; DNA repair. Bases 1 to 1590 code for a protein of 529 amino acids. The record is from RefSeq and is a predicted model, not a curated record. Gene Ontology annotation, molecular function: ATP binding; DNA ligase (ATP) activity. The transcript is spliced from 2 exons.